Messenger RNA from Lentinula edodes (shiitake mushroom), 561 nucleotides. RefSeq lists its product as uncharacterized. Bases 1 to 561 code for a protein of 186 amino acids. The record is from RefSeq and is a predicted model, not a curated record. Lineage: Eukaryota; Fungi; Basidiomycota; Agaricomycetes; Agaricales; Omphalotaceae. The transcript is spliced from 2 exons.
AUGUGCAGUCGGCUAUUCGCAUUGAAGUAUCGUCUCGCCGCUGGCCCACCCCUCAAAAUCGGGAAUCCUAUUUCUGCCGCCUUGAUCGACGGCCUUGCAGAAUACCGAUAUUUUCUCGAUCUUGGGUUCGAACCAGAAAACAUUCUCGUUGGCGGUGAUUCAGCCAGUGCUAUCAUCGCAUACCAGCUCGUACAGUACACCGCAAUCCAGCUUGAUGCUGCGUACCCUCCGGUUGCCCUUGCUGGAUGUCUCCCUGCCUCAGAAAUCGAUACAGCAUGGUUAUCUCCAAGUUCCUUGAACAUUCCUAAUGUAGAACUGAAAGGGAUGUUCUUCAAAUUUUCCCCGACUUUCAUUCUUGCGGGGGAGGCUAAAAUGUGUCGGGCUUCCAUGAGGGUUCUUUGGGAACGUAUGAGGGUGGAUAUGGGUGUCAAGGUAACAUAUCUCAAAGUCGCUAAACCUCCGCAUGAUCUUGUCGGAUUCGAGUUCAUGGAACCGGAGAGGAGCUUUGCUAAGAGGAAAAUUGCACGAUGGACUGACAAGGUCCUGAGCGGUAGCAGGUAG